GCUCCUCGGAAGACAACCACAGCGACGGACCUCGUGCUGAACAAGCCGAUCCUCCGGCAGACCCUCGACCAGAUGGCGACUCGAACCUCCCGAAGGCGAACGCUGGCGAUGGACCUCGACGACUAUACGGCCCGAUCCUCCGGAUGCACGCGACCAUGGACGACCACUCGGACGAGAGCCCGAACGACCUCACGGACGAUCGAACGGCACGGAGACCUCCAGCUAUGGCGGCAAAGGACCUUCCGAGAAGCUUCUCAUUCCCACCUUCAGCCGUGAAGAUGGCGACGGAGACCUGGAAACUUCAGCCCGCAGCUACUUGCGAGAGGAUGACCAAGUUGGCCCCUAACCAACAAGCCUUAGUCCUCUACCAACAUCUCCAAGCUGCAGCUUGGGUCAACGCAGAGUCCCUGGACGUCGACCGCCUUGGCGACGUCGAUGGCGUCGACUACUUGAAGGACUGGAUUCGCCAGCACUACUUGGACGUGGAGGUGACUUCUGUUGGACGCUCCCUCAGUGACCUCGUUCGCAAGCUCCGACGCCGUCCUUCGCAGACGUUCCGCGACUAUGCUGCAGAGUUCAAUCGCCUUUUGGCUCGCGUUGUGGAGUGUGGAUGCCGACUACUUGACGUGGCAACCGCCUGGCUAUUUGUGGACCGCGCCAACCUUGACGAGACCACCGAGGUGAGCCUCUUGGCGUCUGUCGGAAAUCGAUAUGCCCUUCGCGAACUUCAACAAGCUGCUAUCAUGCUCGACCGCUCCAUGCGCAAGCCCUGGGAGAAAACGGGACGACAAGCCCCUGACGAGGACGAGACUGUUGGCGACGACGAGACAUCAACCCAGAACGCCGACGACCAGGAUCACGAUGACCUCUACAUCGCCUACCUGACGGGCAAGAUCAGGAAUGAAGGCGAAAAGCUUCUGUUCAAGUCUGCCCGCGCCGUCGUGGAGACAGCACCGGCACUGACUCCCGCGAUGAGGGCCGAAAGAGUCCAUGUCGUGAACGAAAUUUACGAGGUUGCUGUGGACACCACCGGAGGACCCCUAGCCAUCACCGAUUCCGCAUGCUCCAAGAACGUGAUGGGCACUGGCAGGUUGCAGAAGUAUCUGGACAUGAUGCGUGGUCGCGACUUCAACCCUGACUUUGUGCACGAGCGCGAGGCCUUCCGGUUCGAUGUUCCUCUACUCCUGUCGCGACCCUGCUUGGCUCAUCUCGUCAUGGUCCUCGACCUGGAAAAGAACACCUUUGACUUCCGCGCUGUCAAUGUGCAAAACUUUGCCUUGCACAACACCAGCACUGGCCACCCGGCCAUUCCUGUCAGCCACCAAAGCCUGACUCUGCCCUGCGUCAAGAACCUGCCAAAGGCGUGGAGAGACGAGGGAGUCGAGACCCUCAAUCCGCGUGUGGUACACAUGACCAGCGCUGCUGGGACGGGGGGAGUUCAGGGCUCCGUAGGUCCGAAGUAUAUCGAGUCCAACAUCGAUUACCCCAACGCGCAGAACUACCCCAAGAUCUUCUUUGACAAAAAGAUAGAUGAGGCCACCAAGAGGAUGCUAAGCGGAGACUCCCUGAACCUCAACACGUUCCUACGCUGGUGGAAUAGUACCAACAUCUCCAAUGACUUCUGGAUAGAAGGCCCCGAGACCCUCGUCAGAGCGCACGUCAUCAUGUUUUGUGGAUCGGCCGAAGUGUCUUCAAUCGAGCUGCUCGCACGCCCUGCCCUCCUUCCCGCUGUCAUGAGCCAGGUGACACCAUGGAAGCUCAACAAAGGCGAGUUGGUGGCCGAACUGGGCAAGCUCAACAUCACCGUGAAUCCUCGUUGGACCGUGCCCGAACUUCGCCAUGCGCUGACCCAGGAGCUGAAGGCCAGGAAGGGUGCGAGCAACGCCCCAAAGGGGAUCGCGAGCAUGAACCUAUUUGAAAUUGGAGACAGCCACUCGCCUGGGCAUCUCGUUCACGACGAAGGAGGAGGCGAGAAUUCCACCACCACCUUUGUCGGAAACUGGAUCGUCAGCGAGUUGGACGGUGAUACAUGGAGAAGAUCGACCUCGACAGGCCCCACCGAAGACAUCCGGAACUACCAGGCGGAGGACCAAGAUACCAUCGACCGCGACCUCGAGCACCAAGAAGGACCACUUCCCCAAGGACACGACGACGACCCGACUCGACCGAUCCUCCCGAAGGCCUACGCUUCGACCCGACGUCGCGCCGAGGCAACGGGUCCCAUGACGGCAAGGAUGGAUCAAGAUGUUCCCGAGAUCGUGAAGCAGGAGAUCCAAGACCUGGAGACGCGCUUGGCCCUUUCGAGACGCCUCGGGACUUUCCCGGAGACAGUGAACAGCCCUGCUCUUGAUGACCAGGACGACGAGUUCUACAGUUCUACGACGCCGAGGACGGAGUCGACGCCACCGACUCCAAUCCGGACAAUUAACAAGGCCUCCCAGGGAUUGCUCGAUUACACGACCCCGAAGUGCGACAAGGCGAACACGCAGGACUUCGAUGGCGACCAGACCGAGCACUAUCCCCAGGCGAAUCUCCAUGGCACGAACCGGAAGUACGACGAGGUGAACUUUCAGGACUUCGAUGGCGACCAGACCGAACACUAUCCCCAGGCGAAUCUCCAUGGCACGGACCGGACGUACGACGAGGCGCACGAGACCGAGCACUAUCUCCAGGCAGAUCCCAUCGGCACGAACCUCGACCACGGCAAUGGCUAUCUUGGAGAGCAAUCCCGUCAGGACAUAUCCUCCCACGACAUGCACCACGAGCACCACGCAUCCGAACCUCUUCGGGCCACGAAUCCUUUUCCUGAGGAGUCACCUGACGACAACCUCAACGCCAAGAGCCAUGCCGACCUUUUCCUCUCCAAUGAUGAGGUGAAGACUACAAUGUUUCCCGUGCCUUCUACCGAGGCUUUUGUCACAGCUAAAGCUGAACGACCUCCUGGAGAACCUGGCCCUAACGAUGGAGAGCUGGUCGCCAAGAAGCAUCUACUUGCAAACUUGUUGCAAGCUGAUGAUCUUGAACGAGUACUGCAAGCACAACGCAUACCUCUGGCCAGGGGUACACGCAACAGCGCUCACCCUGCCGGGUCUCCCCACCGUCAUGUACUUGGCUACUAUGCGUACGGGGGCUUCCAUGGGAUAUGUCGAGACACCUCGAAGCGCCCCUGGCUUUGCUGCUUUCUCAACGCUUUCUUCCAAGAGCAAGCUCUGCGGCAAGGCCUUGAUGCUGGAAGUUGGUCUUCCUUCUCCAUACUUCACAAUGGCUCCACGGAGGUCCACACUGCGGCGAUUACGUCAACGGCCAACUCUGGAUCGAACACCCUGACGGCGACACCUGGCAGCGUGGGCCUCAAGGAGAAGAACUACGUGGAGUUUUGGUCGACAGCGCGCAACCACCUCACCGAGUUCGAUCCUCGAUCCCGGCACGCCGUGGAACCCUGGACUGGUCACCGAUGGAGUACCCGGAAGACGCUCUGGAAGACCGCUAUCCUGGAGAUUGGGGCCCCAUCUGCUACGUGCGAAGCGAUCGAUCAAUGUGGUGACUGCAUCGAGGUCGCCGAACCCGUCAUGUUCGAGGACCUGGCUGAGGGCUAUGGCGACAUUGCCCACGCCGGACGCGCAGUGGUGUUCGAACGAGACCCAGAUGAAGCAGAGUUCUGGGAACAACUCCUUGAGGAAUGGGGACAUCCCAGGUUCUACACCCUCCGGGACUACAUCAAGAACGGGAACGAGUACCUUCGCAUCUCCACCGUCUUUCCCAACAACGAGAUCUACGCGGCCGAUGCCGAGAACGGGGAUGCUCACCAGGACGAGCACCGAGCCGGGGCCAGCGGCAUCGACUUUCAUCGGGGGACCGCUCCCCACAUUGCCUCGACACUUCGCCCACGUAUUUGGCAUCCGGGCACCGUCUCUACAGACCUCGAAACGGGCCUACAAAAGGCCCUGGCCCGCCUGGGCGACUGGACUGGCAAGCGAAAAGAACAUGGACAAGUCCGACACGCCGGCCGCGAUUGCUGCCAUCACUCCCUCCGCAAGGUCAACGGCUUCAGCCCGCGACAACACGUGUUCGGAAGCGACGAGGCCCUCCUGGAGGACUUGGUGGUCGCCAUUCGCACCGCCGUCCGAGCUGCCCACCAUCACGUCCAGACCAACGAUCGUGUUCGCCGAGCUCUUGCCGGCACCUGGCAGGGCCCCGGGGUGGGAACAAGAGACAUAUGGGUGUCAAAAGGAGGGCGCUGCUUGCUAUGUGCUCCGGAGCAUGUACGCCUCGCCACCAACGAAGAGCUCGGAGAGAUGUUCACCCUCCGUGCCACCCAAGCAGAUUUGGCAAGACUCCUAGCCGCCGACCAGGAGGACGAAGAGGUUUUUGUGGGCAAACAAGCUGCCGAAGAUGACGAUCCCGGGCUUGCCAAGGACAUGUUCGUUGACGAGGACGAGGGCGACGCACCGAUCGAGCUGAUUGCACAUGAGGAGGACGCUGACGACGAGAGGGACGACCACCUUGCCCCAGGACCUGAGUACUACACCGAGGCGGUUCACGAAGCAUGGAUGUUGGUGUCGGCCAAGACGAAGGGGUCUCUCGAGAAGCAGUUGGAGAAGGAGAUCCCGUGGCGGUUGAUACCCGCCCAUAAGCGGGAAGCCUUCCAGGAGGCAGAAGCCAAACAAUGGGCAGAGCACCUUGCUCAUCAAGCUAUUGAAGUUUUAGACGUGGCCACCAGCCGUGCUGUUCGAGAACGAAUCGACCCUCGACGAGCGCUGCCAAGCCGGCACGCAUACAAGGACAAAAACCUGGGGUUGUUCACCGUCGACAGCCUCAAGGAGCUUCCAGACGAUGCCCCGCCGACGAGGUCAGACCCGGCCCGAUCCUCAGCGCGGAGUCGCUCUGGCCCAACAAAACUUCAACGCUGCUCCACGGUCGGAGAUUCACCAACAGCUUGGCGAGGAAGGCCGAGAACCCUGUGGCCCGUCGACCUCGACAAGGCCUCCCUCGUUGUCUACCACGACGCGGCCUGGGCCAACGCGGAGCUCGACGACCCCGAAGACGACUUCAAGCUCACUCCCAACAACCUCGAGGCCGGGACGAUGAAGAAAGGCCCCUACAGCGGAGACCGUCAUCGACGAGCCAAGCGAUCACGGUCAAGGGUGGCUUCCCAACUUGGACACCUCAUCUUCCUCGGCGAGGCCAAGGAGGAGGAGAAUACCGGGACUCACCUGAGUCUCCUCGAGCGGCGAAGCCAGGCAUGCCAACGUGUCUGUCGAAGCACUUUUGGAGCCGAGACGAUGCCCCGCGUGGAAGGACUGGAGAAUGCCCAGUACAUCCGGGCCCUCUUGGCAAGCCUGCUCAAAGGUCCCUCACGGAACACUGUCACCGAACUGGAGUUCCUCGAGUACCAACAGAUCGUCGCCUGGCGAUCGACCUUGCUGCUCUUCGGCAGGAACUGCGAGCUGAACGUCGACAUG
This is a messenger RNA of Symbiodinium pilosum, 5462 nucleotides long. The record is from the annotation of a GenBank genome assembly. Lineage: Eukaryota; Dinophyceae; Suessiales; Symbiodiniaceae.